CUGUCUGUCUAAACAAGCCCGGUAAGUUACAAACUUUCGGCUAAAAACUCUAUCAAUCCAGUUUAUAAUGUGACAAAAACUUCGGAAUAUGUCGCCAAAUAUAGUAGUGAAAACUAAUUUCCUGCAAAAGUAUCCAUUCCUGGUCGAAACGAGAACCAAUCGAUUCAUCGGGUGCUACGGCGGUAAAUUCACAAUGCAGCUAACGUUACCGUCGUUUCCGGAAACCACUCGAUCAAGUCUUGGGGUCUUCGAUGGAUUGCAACCAGUAGAUGUGCAGGAUAUGCUUGUUUUGGGGAAUAUUAACGAACUUUUGGAUAAUGUAGUUAAAUUUCUCGAUGGACAUCAAGGGCACUGCAGAAAAGAAGCCACGAUGAAUGUGAAUUCAUUGCAGAAAAUUCUCAAACAAAUAGCUGCAAUAAAACACGAUCACUGUUGUAAAGUUUUCACAAAUUCCGACUUAUCCAAACUGAAGCUGACUGGUUUCAAAUCGAUUGAUGCCCAUUUUCUGGAAAUGGUGCGAAUUUCGGACACGGAUUUCCAAGUAACGUCACACAGCCUUCCCGAUCUUGGGUCGUCGGUCGAGCCGUUCAAAUGGCAUGCAUCCGUCGAAACGCAUGUGGCAUCGUUUGUUCAAAUUUUUGAUCAGUUGGAGGAGUUCUACAGCAACUUGCACACGCUGGACGAGCUGUGCCAUGUGGUUGAACCGGCGGACAUCGACACCCGCAGCACGUGGCGAAUAAUCAAAUUCAACCGGAAGGUUUUUCUGAAGAUCACACUGCAUCCGCUGCAGCCAACGUCAGUUGUGGUUGCAUUUCUCGGUCCCACCAUUGAGAUCGAGUAUCUUCGGGAGUUGUACAAUGGGAAAAUGGAAGACUGGGAUCCGGACAGCAACGUCUACACCAAUCUACUGAGGAUAUUUGAAAUUAUGGCCUUUCCCAUGCCAAUGGAGCAGCCCGGGGAGGAUGGUGAAGGCACGGCGUGUGGGAUUUGUAUGUCCUAUCGAGAUGAUCAGUACAAGAUCCCCAUAAUUUCCUGCGACAAUGAAAAAUGUUCGCUGAUAUUUCACAUCGGCUGUCUGAGAGAGUGGUUCAUGUCAUUGAAGGACAGUCGAACGUUCUUUGCUAUCUCAGUGGGAACUUGUCCGUACUGUAAGCAGAAAGUAUCGUCUAGUUUUGACGAACUAUUGAGUAAUUUGGAACUGACUCAAACUAAACCAGCAACGUAGAGGAAAUAGAGGCCAAUGUGCAUGUCUGCGCUCAGCAUUUCACAAACACCGGAUGAUGACAGCCUUAUUUCCGUAUUCCGUGCACGUUUUCCCCGUAUGUAGUUUAAUUUCGAUUUUACUUUUGUUCCGUCGCUGAUGGCCCGCUUGGCCACGGAUCAUGGCGAGAUGAUAGCAGUGCGUCUAUUUGCGAAUUCAGUUCGACGUGUUUUGCAGCAGCUAUCUUACUCUGUUGAAAGCAAAUUACA
This is a messenger RNA of Ochlerotatus camptorhynchus, 1470 nucleotides long. RefSeq names its product E3 ubiquitin-protein ligase Fancl (gene Fancl). Gene Ontology annotation, cellular component: Fanconi anaemia nuclear complex; nucleus. The record is from RefSeq and is a predicted model, not a curated record. Gene Ontology annotation, molecular function: ubiquitin protein ligase activity. Gene Ontology annotation, biological process: protein monoubiquitination; interstrand cross-link repair. The transcript is spliced from 3 exons. Bases 89 to 1225 code for a protein of 378 amino acids. Lineage: Eukaryota; Metazoa; Arthropoda; Insecta; Diptera; Culicidae.